GUGUCACCUACCAAUUCCCUGGACCAUGAGACACCGGGACCAAGAGACACCUGUAAGUUAUAUUUUGUCCUGGUGCAAUAAACCGGUUUAUAAAAACUCUGCCCCGAUUCUCAUGUUAGUGAAUAAAAAGCAGUAACUAAACUUUGGGAAACCACCAUUACUUUAAAUUUUGUUUUGUCUUUUGUGAUAGGUAUCUAAUGUCAUUCCUCUUCACCAUAACUGUCUGUGAAACAUUUUGUUUCAUAUUUAAAUUAUUUAAUUCUUGUAUCUUUUUUUUUAAAGGGAGUCACCAUGUCUGAUUACAAUAUCCGCCUAUACAAGGACUCAGACUAUGAGCUGGCCAGGGAACUUUUUACCCGCGGUAUGAUUGAACACUACCCUAUGGCCUUCAGACUGGCUUUAAGGCAUCCUCGAUCAUGGCUUUCUCUGCUGGUCAUAUUCCUGGGUUCUUUCUUGAUCUCUGGAUCUGUUAUUUUGUCCAUCUUGGUAUUGACAAUUGCAUUAAUUGUCCUAUUGAUCUGCUCAAGAUAUGUCUAUUCUUCUUACGUUGACCACUGUCUGUCACAUGACAUGUUGGACAUCAGGAAAUAUUAUUUGCAAAGGGAUGGUCGCUGCUUUUGGGUGGCGGAGUCUGGUGGGAUAGUGGUGGGUACAGUGGCUGCUGUUCCAUCAUCUAAUCCACGUGGAGAGAAACACACGGAGCUCAAGAGGCUGACUGUUGCCCGGAGUCACAGAGGUAAAGGGAUCGCUAAAGCCUUGUGCAGGACGGUUAUCGAUUUUGCCAGCCAGAGAGGUUGUGAGGCUGUUGUCCUGGAGACUUCAUUGCCCCAGAUUGACGCUUGGAAAUUGUACGAGAAAAUGGGUUUCUGGCAAACCCAUGCCAUAUGUCUACCUAGCUUCACAGAAAGACUUGCUUAUGUAAUGGAGUUGUUUUACCGAUAUGAUAUACCAAUAACCAGUUAA
Messenger RNA from Pelobates cultripes (western spadefoot toad), 963 nucleotides. The record is from the annotation of a GenBank genome assembly. Lineage: Eukaryota; Metazoa; Chordata; Amphibia; Anura; Pelobatidae.